Prunus mume (Japanese apricot) is the source of this 558-nucleotide messenger RNA. NCBI's taxonomy places the organism in Eukaryota, Viridiplantae, Streptophyta, Magnoliopsida, Rosales, Rosaceae. The record is from RefSeq and is a predicted model, not a curated record.
AUGGCUGCCACCAGCACGCAGCAGAAUGCUUCUCCGUCCUCUCACCGGUGCACUUAUGAUGCAUUCUUGAGCUUCAGGGGCACAGACACACGCAAGGGAUUUACUGAUCACCUCUACAGGGCUUUGGAGGUGGCAGGGAUCCACACUUUUAGAGAUGAUGACGAAAUCGAGAGAGGAGCAAAUAUUUUAGCAGAGCUUCAAAAAGCAAUACAAGAGUCUCGAGUAUCCAUCAUUGUCUUCUCCAAGGACUACGCUUCCUCGAGAUGGUGCCUGGAUGAACUAGUGACGAUCAUGGACCGUAGAGAAACUAAUGAGCACAUGGUUAUGCCAAUUUUCUAUGACGUGGAUCCAUCCCAUGUCAGGAACCAGACAGGAAUUUUUGAAGAAGCAUUUGCCAGACACCAACAGCGCUUCAACAAGGAGAUGGACAAAGUGGAGAAGUGGAAAAAAGCUCUCAGAGAUGUUGCAGAUUUGGGAGGGAUGGUUUUAGGAGAUCGGUACUUUUUCAUUCCCAAAAUGGUGGUUUUCACUCUAACUUUUGGAUGCUUUUUAAAAUAG